UUACUAUUUCAUUGCCGAGGUGGCUUUUGGAUUACCUUUCAACGGCUACAACCAACUGAAUUCCAAGUUUCUAUCCAUUCAUUUCCUACGAUUUUACCGAAACUGUGACUCGUGACUUUAAAAAUAUUUUCGAUACCAACCUAUCGAAUAUCGCUCAUACCUAAACUACAAAUUUUUUAUUUUAAUUUGUCAGCGGACAAAUUUUUCGUGUAAAGAGAUGGAGAAAAAGUCUGCCGUUUCGAGUUUGCAGGAAUUCUGCGCCAAGAGCAAGACCCCGGUGCCGAAAUACGACUAUAUCGACGGCGAGGACGGAGGAUACGUUUGCAAAAUCGUACUAAUGGAUAUCGAAGCCUAUGGAAAUGGUCGCUCAAAGCGCGACUCCAAACACCUGGCAGCCGCAAAUAUUAUGAAGAAGUUGCGCACAAUACCCGGCCUAAGUGAGCAUCUGUCGGAGGAUACAAAUGGAAAUGGCCUUGGCAACUGUUCGGAUAUGUACGAUGAGCUAAAGAACCUAAAUCGGGAUAUGCUCAAGGAGCUGCGCGACUACUGCGUUCGCAAUGAGAUGCCACUGCCGGUCAUCGAAAUUGUGCAGCAGAGCGGCACUCCAGACGCACCCGAAUUCGUGGCCUGCUGCUCGGUGGCCUCCAUCAAGCGUUACGGCAAGUCGGACAAAAAGAAGGAUGCCCGCCAGCGUGCCGCCAUCGAGAUGCUGUCGGUCAUCACAGCUGAUUUGGGCAAGCUUUCCGGCAUGGAGGUGGUCAGCACCAAGCCCUCGGAACAGGCUGGUGCACCGCCUCUCGAUACCACCAAUGACAUAGAGGCCGAACGUCGUCUGAUUUUCACCACCUACCGCGAUCUCACCGAUUCGGGCAACACUGAAUUCGUGGGCCGCAAACUGUGCGAUGCCCACAACUACUACAAGAACUUCUUUCCGCACCUGAAGAAGGCCGCCUUCGAUGUCAUCAAUUCCAAGGACUACGAGAACGAAAAGGAUCAGCUUAUGGAUCUUCUCAGUGCUCUCAAUAUUACACCCGAAUUCUCUACAGUGCCAUCGAAUAGCAAGCGGACAAUUGUUAAAGUUGAGCUAAACGUUGAUUUUGAUCGCGUUUUUCUUGAUUUUGAGGACCGGAUCCAUAGCUAUAUGAUAAAUUACUUCAAGAUUAUGCUUGAAUAGAAGUUAAUUUCAUUAUGACGAAUUUACCUUUAACUUUACAUUGACACAAAUGUAGAUGGGAUUGAAUCCCCCCUUAAAACUUACCAUUAAAGCAUUUAACCUCACACCCCUUAUAUAUGCACCAUCUAGACGAGCCCAAAGUAUAUAGUAUAUAUGUAUAUAUCUAUUAUAUUAUUAACAUUUUUAUUAUAGCUAUGUAUAUAGGGGGUGGCUUACAACUAAAUAAACUUGUAUCCUAUUUACACUCUAAA
Drosophila obscura is the source of this 1425-nucleotide messenger RNA. RefSeq lists its product as uncharacterized. The transcript has 2 exons. The record is from RefSeq and is a predicted model, not a curated record. Bases 218 to 1174 code for a protein of 318 amino acids. Lineage: Eukaryota; Metazoa; Arthropoda; Insecta; Diptera; Drosophilidae.